AUAGGUGACAUGGCUCAAAGGAUCAGCCAAUCAACGGCUCUCUUCCUACAGUUGGCCAAUCCGCAUUGAGCAUGUGUGUGCGUCUGAAGGCCUGUGGACGCACGCAGGAACUGAAGUAUAGUGGAAGCAAUGAAUUCCCUGGAACAGGCUGAAGACCUGAAGGCUUUUGAGAGGAGGCUUACGGAGUAUGUUUCCUGCUUGCAGCCCGCCACUGGCCGCUGGCGAAUGAUUCUGAUCGUGGUGUCUGUCUGCACAGCCACGGGGGCGUGGAACUGGCUCAUCGACCCAGACACACAGAAGGUCUCCUUCUUCUCCUCGCUGUGGAAUCACCCUUUCUUCACCCUCAGCUGCAUCACACUCAUCGGGCUCUUCUUCGCUGGGAUACACAAGCGUGUCGUCGCACCCUCAAUAAUUGCAGCUCGCUGCCGGACAGUGCUAGCUGAAUACAACAUGUCCUGUGAUGAUACGGGGAAACUCAUCCUGAAGCCGCGGCCGCACAUCCAAUAGCAGCAGCAGCAGGAGGAAGAGGAUCCCACCAAUCAGCAGCGCACUUAGACAGAUGGGCGGGAUCACCGGAGGACAGAAAGAGAUGAAGCCCCGCCUCUGGGCGGUGCUAAGGAGCCAUGUAUGAACUGUUUGCACACAGGAAACAUCUCCAUGGAAACGAGUUGCACUGUUGUCUGUGUAAAAGUCCCUAGUGGAAGAGCUGCUGGUCCUUUCUGUGUGUGUGUGUGUGUGUGUGUGUGUGUGUGUGUGUGUGUGUGAGAGAGUGUGAGAGAGUGUGUUUUCUGAUGAAUGAGGUGUUUUCUGCCUAUUUUUAAAGCAGCUUUAAGACUCCUAUAAUAAACACUGAUGUUUGGA
Molecule: messenger RNA, 861 nt
Organism: Clupea harengus (Atlantic herring)
Lineage: Eukaryota; Metazoa; Chordata; Actinopteri; Clupeiformes; Clupeidae
Gene: cnep1r1
Product: CTD nuclear envelope phosphatase 1 regulatory subunit 1
Cellular component (GO): Nem1-Spo7 phosphatase complex; cytoplasm
Source: RefSeq, a predicted model, not a curated record